AGCCGCUUCAGCGCGCUUUUCGCUCGCUCUUCUCAGGCAAACCGGCCCCCGACGACGCUCCCGUCCACUCAAUGCGCGCCCCGCUCUUUCUCCUCCUCCUCCCGCUGCUCCGGAGUCCAGUCUACCAACAUGCUGCUGGAUCAGAGCUAAAUGUGACAAAAGAUGAGCAAAACAUGCCCAUUGUGAAGACGUUCAACACAUCGUCCACUGAUCUGUUGUCAGCAGGCGUUGAGUAUGAAGAGGCAGAAGAAGACAACGUGAAGGACGGGAGAGCAUCUCGGUUCCUUGUGAGUGAUGCAGGAAGAGAGAAAUCACCCAUUAAGAAUCCAGCAAAAUUAGAUGGUGGAAAAAAGAACCCUAACAAAUCCAAAAGAAAAGGAAAUGAGAAGAAAACUAAAAAGAAAGAUAAAACUCCAUGUGAAGGAAAAUAUAAAGGUUUCUGUGUUCAUGGUGAAUGCAGAUAUAUUGAACAGUUCCCAACACCUGUGUGCAGAUGCCACCCAGAUUACUUUGGUGAACGUUGCGUGGAACAGUUUUUGAAGACGCGAAAGACCAAUGAUGAACCGAGCCUCUCAAAAACAGCACUUGUGGUGGUAUCGAUUUUCUUCUCAGUCGUCAUUUUUGCUCUCAUUGUCAUUGUCAUCACUGAACAGGUAAGAAAAAAAUGCACUAACUAUGAGGAAAUAGAGGAAAGGGAAAAUCUCCAACAACAAAAUGGAAUUCCCAGCAAUAAUGUCUAA
Molecule: messenger RNA, 740 nt
Organism: Candoia aspera
Lineage: Eukaryota; Metazoa; Chordata; Lepidosauria; Squamata; Candoiidae
Gene: AREG
Product: amphiregulin
Exons: 5
Coding region: 72-740 (222 amino acids)
Biological process (GO): epidermal growth factor receptor signaling pathway; positive regulation of cell population proliferation
Molecular function (GO): epidermal growth factor receptor binding; growth factor activity
Source: RefSeq, a predicted model, not a curated record